Messenger RNA from Neodiprion fabricii, 7116 nucleotides. It is a transcript of the gene ACXD, whose product is annotated as adenylate cyclase type 2. Gene Ontology annotation, biological process: intracellular signal transduction; adenylate cyclase-activating G protein-coupled receptor signaling pathway; cAMP biosynthetic process. Gene Ontology annotation, molecular function: adenylate cyclase activity. NCBI's taxonomy places the organism in Eukaryota, Metazoa, Arthropoda, Insecta, Hymenoptera, Diprionidae. The transcript has 21 exons. The record is from RefSeq and is a predicted model, not a curated record. The coding region runs from base 1363 to 4812 and encodes 1149 amino acids.
GACGGUGUGCAGUACUAGGUGUGCAUGGACUCGAUACAACAAACCACAAGGUGAAACCCAACGGUCACUUGAUUCCUGAAACCUAAUCGUGAACCGGCCUACGGUCACCAAGAACCAACAGUAUAUUUGGGAUACAGAAAAGAGAACUGUCCCAGUACUGCAGUAUGUGAAAUAUGCGUAAAAGUGGAUUAUGACGACGGUCGUGAUGAGUCGAGUUACACAUGCAAGAGCAGCGUGUAAGGUGUGUGUGGUACCUUCACCGUGUACAAGCGUAAAGAAAAUUACAAAGAUUAUAGUCAAGGCGAAGCAACAAUGAGCACCGUGACUGGAAACAAAAACAGUUCAACAAGGUGUAGAUAUUGAGUAAACGGUUGUUGCUGCACGCAUGGACAAUAAUAACGUUUCGGUGAAACUAUGCUGUUGUUUAUGACUCAAAGGUUCGAAUUCUGCAACAUUGGUUGUACCUACCGACAACUAUAGCCGGAGUGCUUGGCGUGCAUUCGUAACGUGUGUCUCCGUUUCAUUCUUUGCCUGUGCUUACCUGUCAACGUUCACAUAAUUCACGUUUCGUAUCGUUUCUUACACCGUACCGACUUAGUAAAGUUGGAAAAAACUUGUGAACUGUCCAAGCACGCGUGGACGUAACGACAAGUCAGGGCAUACCUUAGUUAUAUUCAACGAUAUUUCGUGUUUUCUGAGAAACGGUUAAAACGGACGAUGAGUUUCACACUGCCAGGAGCGAUUUGCAUAGCGUAAUAAAUACCUAUAUACACACAACGGUGUACGCGUCGACUAGAAUCGUGCAGACACCAAAGGAGGUUCGAGAGGGAUCGUAAGGAACGAUUACAAAGCUGUUUCGUUAGUCGAGUAUGGGAGCUUAGUCAGUGAUAAUUACCAUUUGGGUAAACAUUUCGUCCGAUAUCCUACCACCUACCAAUCAACCUACCGUGUAGGAAGGUUAAAUUUCUAGUCACACACAAACACACAGGCGCAAAGUCGUCGCCACGUUGGCACGGUCAAUUAUUAUUAUUCGAAUUCUUAACCGAGCUUUGCCAGUCUUUAUCACCGACGACCGGUAUUUAUUGUUUUUUUAUUUUUCUCACGGAAGUUAAAGCGUUCUUCCUCACCGCCAAUCCCUGCAGAUCACGGAAUCCAUUUUGAUCUCCGAUAUAGAAGAGGAGUCUGCGUCAUGGGUUCGAUGGCGAUUUUCUCCGUCCGUCUUGUACAUCGCCCGGUAUCGAUAGGGGCAAAAAAUACCUGAGAUAUAUUCCAUAGAAUUAUAGUUUGAAAUUAAGUGGAAAGAACAGUCCAAUUGUCGAAACAGUGGUUGGUAGACAGUGGAAUAUAGUGAAUCCGCGCAUCAUGGACCAGAGUAGCAUGGAGCUGGUCGCUAGGACCUCGUUAACAUCCCUCAAAGUCGAUGCGGCUCGCAUCGUCUCGGCGAACAACCUCGAUGACUGGACAUGGACAAGCCUGAGGAAACAAUUCAAGUACAAGAAUUUGGAAAAACUCUAUCUAACCUACCAAAGAAGACUACAACAUGGAUACCUGUCCCUCUUCAUUAUACUUCACGGAAUCCUGAUCAUAGUACACUCGGCCGUACUGGUCACAAUGGGUACCUUGGAAGGUGCGCUACCCGAUGUAAUCACUUACAGUGUGAUCGGGGUGCUUCUCUGCCCGUUGAUCACGCUAUCCUGCAGGACAAAAUUCGUAGCAAAGGAUCCCUGCGUGCCUGUUCUACUGUCAUGCCUGACGGUUGCCUUACUGGUGAUAGGCGACGUGGCUAUGCCUCUUUACCGCGCCGCGAGCCAAGGCAACAACACUCCGGCGGUAAGGCCGGCAUACGCGACCCACACGCUUUUGGCCUGCUACGUGUUUCUACCCUUGACGGAAAACCUCCACGCUUUUCUUCUCGGCAUGACGGCCACCCUCUGUCACCUGGUCAGCCUGGCACUGGUCACGUACAAAGACGAGAGGUAUCUACUUGGCAAGUUGGUACCGGACGCGAUUUACUUCAUAUGCGUAAACGGGCUGGGACUUUAUUUCCGUUUCAUGAACGAGGUCAUAAUCAGAAGGUCGUUCCUUGAUAGGCGGAAAUGCGUCGAAUCAACGUUGAAGCUAAACUACGAGAAGGAACAAGAGGAACAGCUAACGCGGAGUAUAUUGCCGCAGCACAUUGCGGCACAGAUAAAAAAGGACUUCAGAAACAUAUUCAAGUUCAUGGAGGAGCACAACACGAUAAAACAGAAGACACCCUACAACGAUCUCUACGUGGAAACGCACAAGAACGUGAGCAUUUUGUACGCAGACGUUGUAAAUUUUUCCGGUCUGACGGUAACCCUGCCAGUUCAAAAGCUCGUCGAGACUCUGAACGAUCUUUUCGGCAGCUUUGACGAGGCGUCGGAAAAACACAACGUUCUGCGUAUCAAGUUCCUUGGAGAUUGUUACUACUGCGUUAGCGGCGUGCCAAACCCGAACGCCCAUCACGCGAAAAGCUGCGUCGACCUCGGUCUGGACAUGAUCCAGAUAAUCCGAAAGGUGCGAGAACUGCGAGGUCUCGACGUAGACAUGAGAAUCGGAGUUCACUCGGGUACGAUAAUAUCCGGUAUCAUCGGGGCGAACAAAUGGCAAUACGACGUCUGGUCCCGCGACGUCGUAAUAGCGAAUAAAAUGGAGCAAACUGGUAGAGCCGGAAAGGUUCACGUUACCCAACAGACCCUGAACCUGCUGGACGUAAGCCAGUACAAUUGCACCCCGGUAGAAUCCGUCAACAACGAGACCCUCAACAAGUACAAGAUAAAAACGUACCUCCUGACGCCGUCGCCAUCGCCUCUUCUGAUUUCCCAUGAUCGCGAUUUGUUUGAGAACAGCGAGAACCUCUUGACACCGGAUGGGACAGAGUCCAGAGUCUACCUUAAGGCCCGGAGAUCAAGCGCAAGACCCAGCAUUUCAUUUUCAGCGAAAAACAAGACCCGGAGUCAGCCAGUCGCUAAUGGACACGCCGAUGUCACCGUCGGCACGUUUCGGAGGCGAACCGCCUUCAUGGGAACCAAUUUACGACAGUAUCAGCAAAUGCUCAAGACAGCCGACGCUCAUAUGGAAACUGCGAUACAACAGAUGCCGCUGAGCAAAUUCGAACUGUUUUCCAGGCAAUGGUUCAAAGCCGAGCACCUGAACCCGUUUUUCCUAACGUUCCACGACUUGACCUGGGAGUUGCCGUUCAUGCGAGAAUCCGACCCGCUGUUCAAAUUCUACGUGAGCUGUGCCGGAUUGGUUUUGGUCUGCAUGGGUUUCAUGACUUUGGUACCGAGUCUAACGCAGUCGGCAUGGCACGUAAGCACGGGAAUCGCUUACGGAAUAGCUAUGGCAUUCCUAGUCUUGUUGUUGCCUUUCACGUGGCUCCAUUACGCUUGGACAAGGUGGAAGGACCCUCACGAAGAACAGGAGGGUCACGUUCCCCAGCCUGAGAAUAAACUGCUACUAUUUAUGUAUCAGACAAGCGUCAAGGUUGUCUGGAGCACUCUCUUACGAACCUGUCUCUACCUGGUGAUCACAAUUCUAUUGGCAGCCUGUGCCAUGGUGGACAUGGUGGUGGAAUGCGAAAACGUGGAUUACCUCGCCCUGAACAACAUCACCUCGAGCAUAACAGCGAUCGGAGCAUCUGACGUAGAGUGCAACACACCGCAAUGGCAAAUGACUCAGACGUGUUCGCUGGCAAUAUUGAUGAGCUUUCUCUUCCUACGGAUACACUUUUGCCUCAAGCUCAUAAUCGGAUGCUCGAUAAUGGGCUUCUACACUUGGAACAUCUGGGUAUUCAGAUCGGCCCUGUUUCAGUCGGGCGAAUCGUGGAACCCGCAAUUGGAACCCAGAGUGGCUCACAUUCUGAGCGUCGUUUUCCUCACAUUUUCAUUGCACAUAAUCGACCGUCAGGCGGAGUACCUGAACAGACUCGACUACCAGUGGAAACGGCAGCUGACAAAAGAACAGGACGAGGCAUUCCACACGCGAAAUGCUAACAAAAUGUUGCUGAGAAACAUCCUUCCGGAGCACGUCGCCGAGUUUUACUUGAACACUAAUAGAAACGAGGAACAACUCUAUCACAAACCGUACGACACGGUAGCAGUGAUGUUUGCAUCGCUGACCGAAUUGUCGAUGGACGAAACGGACCUGACAGAAAAAAAUAUUCUCAUUAUUCUGAACCAGAUAAUUUGCGAAUUCGACAAAUUACUGUUCCAGCAGAGUUUUCUGAGAGUAGAGAAAAUCAAAGUGGCUGGAACGACGUACAUGGCGGCCUGCGGUCUGGACGCGGGUCACAGGGACUCCCUAAGGAGUUCAGGAUCGGGAAGCCUGGACGAGGACGGCGAAUCGGACGGGGAAAGAAAGCCGGGAGAGUAUCGGCUCUACCACGAGCAAGAACACGUCGUAACAGUCAUGACUAGAUUCGCGGCCCAAAUGAUGCACGUCCUCGACGGUAUCAACAGGGAGAAAAUAUCGAACAUCGAACCGUACAAACUCAGGAUCGGCAUUUCGCACGGAGAAGUGACAGCCGGUGUGGUUGGAGCGCAAAAACCGCUUUACGACAUCUGGGGAGAUGCUGUGAACAUGGCCUCGAGAAUGGACACUACCGGAGUCCCGGGAAAAAUUCAGGUAACGAAGGAAACUGCAGCCUUGUUGGAGCAACAGGGUGUCAAGUGCGAAUUGCGUGGAGACACGUACGUGAAACCAAAGGGUUUGGUAACGACUUAUUUCGUCGCGGUGAACGAACGUCGGCAAAUUCAAAGAUUGGAAUCGAUACAGGAGACAAGAUUGUGAAGCAAACGAGGCGCGCUGAUUAAAUCGCGAUGAACACUGAAAAGUUGUUGUAGAAAAAUUACCAUUUCAAUAAUGCCAUCCUUAAACAAGAUCUGCGAUAAUUUGAUUGAAACGUUGCACGUACACAAAAACUACCAAAAAAAAAAAAAACAAAAACGCAAUAUUCAACAACUCCAAAAAAUUUUAAGAAAUUUCUCAAUUAAAUUCAUCGUCACACGUGCGAAUCAAGCUUGCUUUUUCGCAAAAGCCAGUCUCACAUUUUUCGUAUCCGAGACUCACAGUGUAGAUGCAUUUUAGCAUCAGAUAUAUACAACAUGCCUAACGUAUAUAUGUAUAUGUAACAUGAGUGUCUGCGUGUGUGUAUAAUAUUCGAUUCGAUUUUCAAGUCAGAUAUAAAUCGUCAGACCUUGUAUGAAUUAUAUUACACGGACAUUGUUACGUACAUUAUAUAUACAUGUAUGUAUCUAUAAUUGUCAGCAACGUAAAAAUAUUUCCUCUGUCUCGAAAAGAGAGAAAAUAAUACAUGUACAAUAUUGUAUGGUUAUACAUACCAUAUAAUAUGCAAUAGAAAAUAGUAUGCGUGUGUGUGAAUAACAAAUUUUCAAAAUGACCAAAGACGACAUAAUGGAAAUUAUGUAUAAAUCGUAUAUAUUAUUAUACAUGAUUUCCAUGUUGAAUUAAAUCCGCGAAAAGAUUAUACGUUGUAGGGUAUAAUUAUAUAUAAUAUUACCGAACAGAUUUAAAACGUUGCAGUUCUGCUGUCGGUUGAACUAUUGACGAUUUAAAAACAAACAACACGUAGGUACCUAACAUCUGAUCGAUUGAAUUUUUUUGAAUUUUACCAAAGCUCGCGACACGUAAUGAUCAAUAAUAAUCUUUUCUCCUCACGUCCAUCAUAUCACGUGUUAUUCGAUAGUAAGAAACUAAAGUUAAAAUAAAAGAAAAACAUAAUAAACUAGCAAGGACGCAUAAUCAGUUUCGAAAAAUACUACGACUAUUAAUAAUAUCGUUGUUAUUAUCAUUGGUAAUCGUAUAGCAUAUAUACAUAUACAUAUAUAUAACUAUUAGCGUAUAUCAAUGUGAAAAAUAUUCGUGUAGUUUGAAAUACAUGCGCAGGCAUCUCUAAAUUCUACUCGACCUAAUAAAAACGAACAAAAAUUUCACCCCGAGCAAGAAAGUUUGCCGAAAACUCUACAGGGCUUGAUGCAAAUUUUUCACACAUGCGUAUAACGGGCACAAAUCAAAGAAAAUUAUACCGAUUUUGCACCAAAGCGUGUGAAAUUUGACACGAGAAAUAGUACUCGUAAUUUUUAACAGCGUAUAUCAUAUACAUAUAGUAUAUUUUUUAUUAUCACUUUGACGAUAUAUUUCAACAAUGUGUAUAUCUAUAUCACGACCACAUUAAAUGUAUAUUAUAUAUGACGUGUAGAAAUGCAGAUCAAUGUGCAAAAAAUCAAAAGACACAUAUGCAUAAAUAAUAUAUUAUAGACAGACCAAAUCAUUACACCUCUAUAAGGGUAUAACAAAUUAACUCAAGCCUAUAUAAUUUAUACAAUAUAAACUCUGUAUAUACUUAUUCGUACAUGUAUUUAUGAAACACAUAAGUGUAUGUGUAGUAUGGUGUAAAUCGUCGUAGCGUUAUAAGUUCAUCGUUUUACAUGUGUUCGACGUAUAUAAGUAUCCUAAUUAUAGAACAAUUAACAAAGUAACGCAGCUGAUUGUGAUAAUUUUCACGCGUUGGAAGAACAGUAACCGAAAAAAUCGUCCGUAUGAAUUUAGAAAUGAAAAAUCGCGUUUACCGAUGGUUUAUGGAUUUAGCUGUUGUGAUUAUACGUCCGUAUAUCUAUACGUGUGUGUGUAUUGGAAUUUGAUAUGACAAAUAAUUUAACUAUAUCAGGCCUGGCUUGAACUCGCACGAACCCCUGUAAUCAUUUAUUUGUCGAUAGGGAAAGAGAUAGAAAAUAAAUUUCAAGUCAGUAGAAAAUAGAAAAAUUAAUCCAAGGCGUAAGUCGCGAAACUAUAUUUUCAAUAUCUGUGUAUAUAGAUGUAAAAUCUAGGUAAGGCAUGUGCCGUGUAUACAUAAUACGCCUAAAUGGAUACGUGCAUUAGACUUAAAUAUACACUUUUCAUGUAAUUAAUUGUGCAUAAUUGUAAAUAGUACUAAUAACAUGUAUUGUAAUGAUGAUUCUGUACGUCAAUUUGAUGCAUGAAUUGGGUUGUAUGUGUGCGUAUGGGUGUGUGAGAGAGUACCGCGACGAUGCAUGUUCAUCCCUUUUCAAUAAAAUAUUUAUGACGAGAGUCUAA